AUGGAUGCGCAAAUCGUGUGUACGAGCGGCGACAUUGCCAUUGGCCACGUCAGUCGCCUUGUGACGCUGGCGAUGCUUGUCUUGGCAAGCAAAUUGGUUUGCUUUGUCGCCGCGAGGAUACUGGUGCGUCGUCGAGUCGCCAGCGAUGUACACAUCAAGUCCAUCUUUGUGUAUGCAGGCGCCAAGUACCUGUUUGAUUUGUCCAAGUGGAUGUCCUGCGACGUGUAUUACAUGGACCGCAUGUCGGCCGCCAUGAAUGGGAUUCUCACGUUGCAGCACCACGAAACCAUGCACGCGUUGGACAUCAAGUUGUGGCGCGUUUUCAGUGUCGACUUGUCCGACGAGGCGUCGAGUAUUCCCAACCACCACGUCCACGCGGCAGCGUAUCGACGGGCGUUGCCCCUGAUAUCCGACGAAUAA
Aphanomyces astaci is the source of this 420-nucleotide messenger RNA. RefSeq lists its product as hypothetical. Bases 1 to 420 code for a protein of 139 amino acids. NCBI's taxonomy places the organism in Eukaryota, Oomycota, Saprolegniomycetes, Saprolegniales, Verrucalvaceae. The transcript has a single exon. The record is from RefSeq and is a predicted model, not a curated record.